AUGAAGUGGGAAGAUGCUCGUAGGGAGUGUUUUAAUGAAGGUGCUGACCUGGCUGUUGUCUUGAAUGCUGCAGACCAGGCAUUUCUGACCAACAUGACUUUCCAGUUUACACAGCAGCAUCCAAAUGUACUGUUCCAUUCAGCAUGGAUCGGGUUGCAGGACAUGGUGCAGGAUAACAGAUUUGUGUGGGUAAAUGGUAUCAAGUCCAAGUCAGAUUUGAAGUUCUGGAUGCCUGGAGAGCCAAACAAUGCUGCGGCUCAAUGGGACAAAGACCGUGCAGGACAGGACUGUGUUGUCAUUGUCCCUCCAAAGACUGUUGGACAGAAAGGCUGGCUGAACUCCUGGGAUGAUGUUGUCUGUCGAGGCCAGCGGCACUACAUUUGUGAAACCAAAGCUCUUAUUUUGUCUGGAGUAAAAACUGAGGAAUGA
Xyrichtys novacula (pearly razorfish) is the source of this 429-nucleotide messenger RNA. The record is from the annotation of a GenBank genome assembly. Lineage: Eukaryota; Metazoa; Chordata; Actinopteri; Labriformes; Labridae.